GAAAGGAAGACAGACCUGCAGUUCUGAAAGAAUGAGAGAAGUUGGGUGGAUAGUGGUGUUUGUGAUGAUUUUCAUCAGCUGCAAUGGCCCAGUACUGCAGGGAAUAUCCCUAAAUGCUCCUGCCUGCAAGGAGCCCCCCUGUACCGAGAAGGAACUGAGAACUGCCCUCCUGGAUCUGUCUGGUGUCCACCAGGUCAAGGGCACAUGGAUGGGAUCCACCACUUUACCGUGUACCUACGUGCCUUCAGAAGGUUUCACAGAGCAAGCACUCAGUUGGAGUGUGGAGCGGGACUCUAGCACCUCUACCAUCUUUCGGAGGGAUGAUUCUGGUGACCACAUCUUGCUGUCUAACUUUCGAGAUCGAGUCAGCGUCCCAAAACACAGCCCAGGGAAUGUCUCACUCCUAAUUGAGAACCUUGAAAUGCCUGACAGCGGACACUACACCUGUCAAGUCAUCUGGAGGUCUACAAAUAACAGCUUGAUAACAAGGGAGGUGACCACUAUAGUUAAAAUUGUCAAAGUGGCAGCCACCAAGCCCAUCAUCAGGGCCGGCGAGCUGGGGCUGACGGUCCCGGCCGGAGCCAGCACCAGCCUGACGUGCGAGGCCAGUGGGUCCCCCCCCAUCAGCUACCGCUGGUUCCGGAGCACCCCGGGGGGGAAAGUCCUGCUCCGGAGCAGCGGGGCCGAGCUGGCGUGGGACAGCCUGCGGCCCUCCGACAGCGGGAUGUAUUUCUGCGAGGCAGCAAACAGGGCUGGGGGCGGAGUGGCCCAGCAGAGCGACACCGUGCAGCUGACAGUGACAGCAGAUCUGCUCCCAACAGUGCUGGUCUCCAGGAUGGAUACUGCUCCAGAAGGGCCUGUCACGGACACAGGUGCCCCCCCGGACCCGCUGCUCUACGGGACCGUGGCCGCACUGGCCGGAACCGCGCUGGGCGCGCUCGGGGUGGUGGCGGCGCUGCGCUGGAGGCGGCGGCGCAGGAAGGAGGAUCCUCUCUAUGAAGUUGCUUUCACUGCAGGUGUCACGGCGCUGGAGGCUGAGGUGAAAGUCCCUAUUAAAUGUCUUCACAAGGAGACAUGUUCUAGUGCUGAAACAUCCAAUGACACUUUCACCGUGAAAGACAGGAAGAGUCCUGAGUAUGAGAACCUUGUGACUGCAAUGGAAUCAGAAUAUGAAACAGAGGGAAUUUAGCAGAGUACCAGCUCUUCUGCAUGAGCUGCCAUGCAGGACUGCACAUACCAAAUGGUGAACUUAACAGGAGCAAACCCUUCCUCCUGUUGGUCUUCUGCUCUGAUAAAUGUUUCACUGCUUGCUUAAACCCAGAGGAGCUGCAUAAUCUUCUUGGGCUUUGGCAAACAAGGCCUUGCCCGCUGGAGCAAAAACCCUCAGCUGAGCAUUUGUCUAUCCACUUCUACAGAGUGAGUAAUUUCUGAGCAGCCUGAAUGACUAAGGUCAGGAAGAGAGGAUCUGAGGGACUUGGAACGUGAACGUCUUUAGCCUGCAAAUCCAGGAGUAGCUGGGUGCAAUGCUACCAGCCAGUAACAGCAGCAAGGGGUACUUUUCAGUGCAUGUUCCUGUUAGGACAUCCCAGGCUGCAAAGAACCAGGGAUUGUGCUGGAAAUGGACGUCCUCUGGCUUUUGCAGUACAGCAAAUACUGGUUUGUACAUCCUGCUUGUCCCUGAGUCUUUUUUUGUUAGAGCAUAAUAAAGGGACCACAGAUGGGA
Molecule: messenger RNA, 1723 nt
Organism: Pipra filicauda (Wire-tailed manakin)
Lineage: Eukaryota; Metazoa; Chordata; Aves; Passeriformes; Pipridae
Product: V-set and immunoglobulin domain-containing protein 4-like
Exons: 8
Coding region: 32-1189 (385 amino acids)
Biological process (GO): negative regulation of macrophage activation; negative regulation of interleukin-2 production; negative regulation of complement activation, alternative pathway
Molecular function (GO): complement component C3b binding
Source: RefSeq, a predicted model, not a curated record